AUGUCCGACGCUACCAUUACCUAUCCGCCACAGUCAGUAGACGCUGCCUCGUAUCAGCCGAGUCCAUCAGCGGCGGAUCGAUCUACACUGGACGGCACCUCGGAGCGCGAAGGGGAGGGCAUACUUGGUGCGAACGAUGGUGAGGGACAGGGAAUUGAGCUGGCACCGGUGGAUGGCGGAGUGCAGGCAUGGACUUUUGUAGCUGCUGGUGCAAUGUACGAGAUGAUAGCGUGGGGCCAGUCGUACUCGUACGGAAUCUUUGAGAAUUACCACAAGAAUGACAUCAGAUCUCCGCUAUAUGGAAAGGCCAGUCCAGCAGCCACAUCAGCGAUCGGUACGCUGGUCAUUGCCGGUCUCCACUUUGCUCCCUUCCUGCUCAGAGGCACCUUUCGCACGUACCCUCACCUGGUCAAGACAUCUGCCAUAGUCGCGACAGUGCUGAGCGCUGCUUCGCUGCUGGUCGCUAGCUUCGUGCCGUCGAACGUAGGAGCGCUUCUAUUCCUGCAGGGCAUCUUCUAUGGUCUCACCGGAGGAGUUGGUUUUGCCCUGGUCGUCCUUUGGAUUCCGCAGUGGUUCGACGAGCGAAUGGGCACAGCAAACGGCAUCAUCUUCUCCGGCUCCGGUCUAGGUGGCACCAUCUUUCCGCUCGUUCUGAACAAGCUGCUGCAACGUGUCGGCUUUGCGUGGACCCUACGCGUCAUGUCGCUCUACUCGCUCAUACUCGCUGGUGGCUCUAUCCUCUUGCUCAAACCUCGUCUGCCAGUCCGUCGUCCAACCGCGCUGCCGCGCAACCCGCUGCGAAGACUGGCUCCCGAAGGAGUAAAAGAGCUCUGGUCUCCUCUUGCUCUGGCACAAGAAGCAGCCGUCAUCUUUCAGACCGUCGCCUGGUGCACAAUCAGUCUCUACAUCUCUUCCUACACCACUUCUCUCGGCUUUUCCACCACCACCGCAACCGGCGUCCUAUCAGCUUUCAACGCGGCAGCAACUGUGGGGUUCUUCCUCGUAGGUCGACUCGUGGACGGUAGCUCGCACACGGUACUGAUGGCGAUUUCGACGCUCGUCUGCUCGGUGCUUGCCUUCGUCUUUCUAGGCUUCACUAGAUCGCUUCCGCUUCUCAUAGUAUUCGCUCUCCUGUUCGGGACUGCCGGUGGAGGGUUCACGACCUUUUUGGGCCCCAUCAGCAAGACUGUCGCUCUUCGCGGUAAUCAAGAAAUCGCCGCCAUUCACUCGGCUACGAUAUUCAUCAGAGGCGUAGCAGCGGUACUAGGGCCUCUCCUUGGCUCGACCCUCUACAACGAGCACUCCUCCACCUUUGCAGUCUAUGGGACAAACGGUUUUAGAGGCGUCGUGCUGUAUGUGGGCAGCAGCAUGACUUUGGCAGGUGGUUGCUCGAUAGCAGCCAAUUGGCUGGGUAAACGCGCGACAUCACCAUCAUCGUAG
Messenger RNA from Ceraceosorus guamensis, 1440 nucleotides. RefSeq names its product MFS general substrate transporter. The coding region runs from base 1 to 1440 and encodes 479 amino acids. Gene Ontology annotation, biological process: transmembrane transport. The transcript has 2 exons. Lineage: Eukaryota; Fungi; Basidiomycota; Exobasidiomycetes; Ceraceosorales; Ceraceosoraceae. Gene Ontology annotation, molecular function: transmembrane transporter activity. Gene Ontology annotation, cellular component: fungal-type vacuole membrane. The record is from RefSeq and is a predicted model, not a curated record.